GAAUUCGGUCAGAGACGAACUUUUUGAAAUAUUUGGUAAUAGUGACCGGCACGCAACAAUGGAAGACUUCAAAGCGAUGGUGAAGUUGGAACGGGUGAUAAAAGAGACAAUGAGACUUUACCCGAGUGUGUCAGGUAUCACGCGGACUCUCAAAGAACCACUCUACCUCAGUACGUAUAUUACAGAGUGAUCAAAUUAUCAAGAACCGUAGAUUUUCUCGAAGGAUUUUGGUUGAAAUUAAUUUUUUUUUUUUACUAACUAAAAUUCUGAAUAUACAGUUUGGAUUUUCAAAUCCAAGAGGGCUACUAUCACUUUCCAUUUGAACAUAAAUUCUAGUAGAUGUUUUUUUCAUACAUUUUGAUAGUCAUAACACUAAUAUCAGAUUUACCAUUUAUGAUUUAUAACUGUUUGAAAUUUAAAAUUUAGGUUAGUAGGAAAAAUUAAUUAACUUAAUACCCAAUUUUAAAUGAUAAAUUCUUAAUCCUCACCUGCUCUUCCGGUCUGAACAUUAAACUUCUAUAACGCAUAAAUGGUAAAACUGAUAUUAGUUUUAGGAAUAUCAAAAUGCGUAGAAAAAAAUUCCUGCAAUAUUUGAAUCUGUGUCAAAAGGAGGGGGUUAAUAUUUAAAAAUGUAAAGAGCAUACUCAUUCCAUGUUUAAUUAGUGAUAAAAACGGAAAAUAUUAUUAAAGUAAAGCUUGGACGAUUUUAUAAUUAUAUGUAAAAAAAAAAAUAAAACAAAAAUAAAAUUCACUUAAUAUCCCAGGAAAAAGUCAAUGUAUAAUUUUUCAUAAUUUGAUCACUCUGUAUUAUUACAAAACUAAUUUUAUCUAUUAAUUGUAUUGCCCGUAAGUAUUGUUGAAAUUAUUAUUUAUUUAUUUUUAGGUAAAUACACGAUACUUCCGAACACAACUAUGAUCGUCUUUCCACACAUGUUACAUCGUGACCAAAACACGUACCCCAACCCGAAAGAGUUCGACCCCGACAGGUUUUUACCAGAACAGUGCGCUGAACGUCACCCAUACGCGUAUUUAAUAUUUAGCGCUGGGCCGAGAAAUUGUAUAGGUAAAUAUUACCUAAAUCGCGUGUGAACUUCGAUUUUACCAUGUUUUUUAUUUGAAAAUUUAACUUAACGAAUUGAAUUUAUAAUUUUUAUUUUAUAUUGUUUCUGUUAUUUUUCAAGCUGUUUUAAUUGUUUUACUAGAAUAAAUGGAUACAAUUAUUUUCAUUUACUCGCCCAACUUCAAAAAUAACUACAUGUAUUUACGUUGAAGUCGUAAUUUACAUGUACGUCGCCGCGAAAACUUAUAUAUUUAUGUAUAAUAUUACAGGUCGAAAAUUCGCUAUGUAUCAGAUGAAAGCGGCCUUAUCGACAAUCCUAAGGUAUAUGAGCGUGGAGACUUUGGGAACGCAACAGGAUAUUGUUAUCAGUACGAAAUUAAUAUUGAGAGCUGACAACUUGCCGAGUUUAAAACUGAACCAAUUGAAAACUACUGAAAUAUAAUGAAACUGUUGUUUUAAUAAUAAAACAGUUGAUCAAAUGAUUAAUAGAACGUAAGGCACUCACGUUAUCUCGGAAAGAUUAUACUUAAUUAUGCGGUCGCUUUACGCGCGGAUUAAAAAUUAGGAUCACUUGCUGAACUAAUUGGUAUAUGGGGAGGGCUAUAAUUUUUUGGAAUCGUAUUUUAUCAGAACCGUAUUUUGUCGGAAAAAUAAUUCGUUGAAAAGUAUUUUGUCGAAAAAAUAUUACGUCGGAAAGUUUUUUUUCGGAAAAAUAAUUCGUCGGAAAAUAUUUCGUCGAAAAAUAAUUUUUAACCAACGACGAUAACAUGCAGUCACGGAGUGUUAUGAUUAAAUUAUAUUGAAUAAUUCCGAAAAAAUAUUUUCCGACGAAUUAUUUUUCCGAGCAUGACAACAGUAUAUCAAGCAUUAAAAGUCAGUGGAUAUAAAAAUAGAAAUAACCCGACUUAUUGCAACUAUUACUCCAGAAAGAAUUUUCUCUAUACCUACAGUGAUUAAAAAUAAAUUGCGGAGCACAAAUGCACAAUGGUAGAGACCAGACUAAACGAUUAACUGACAUUAUUAUUAAUAUAAAUAAAGAUGGAUGUAAUUGUUAAUUUUGUGAAAACCAGUCAUAAUUUAGAAAAUGCUUUGAUGUAUUAAUUACAUAACUAAGUAUUUUUCAAAUUUUUUUUUUAACUGUUUGUUUUAGAAAUAAUUAAAUUUAUGUAUACAUUGUAUAAUUAAAUUGUUAUUUAUCUGUAUUCAAAUUUCUGGCACAUAGAAAAUACUUUAUAAUGAGUACUUCAUAUUAGGUAUAAUUAUUAAUUAAAAGUUUCGUACUGAUAUACUGAUAUUUAGUAACUUUUAUUUAAUUGAAAAUUGAAAUCAGAAGUAGAACAAUAAUUACUAUGAUUCAAUUAAUAUAUUAUAUUACAAAUAUUAAUUUUAUUACCUAAUAUGUAUAUUAUAGAAAUUAUUUCUAUUUUAAUUUACAGAUUAUGAGAUAACUAAAUGCAUUUUAAGAGGAUGUAAGGAAGUUGCAGAUUCUAUUUUUAAGGAGUUCCGAAUAAGCAAUUUUUUUUAGAUAUUUUCAGGUAAAUGAAAAUCCAACAACUAUCAAAUAUUUUUAAAAUAUUCUCG
Molecule: messenger RNA, 2641 nt
Organism: Cinara cedri
Lineage: Eukaryota; Metazoa; Arthropoda; Insecta; Hemiptera; Aphididae
Source: the annotation of a GenBank genome assembly